This is a messenger RNA of Drosophila rhopaloa, 6237 nucleotides long. RefSeq lists its product as uncharacterized. Gene Ontology annotation, biological process: actin filament bundle assembly. The coding region runs from base 425 to 5833 and encodes 1802 amino acids. Gene Ontology annotation, molecular function: actin filament binding. Gene Ontology annotation, cellular component: cytoplasm. The transcript is spliced from 13 exons. The record is from RefSeq and is a predicted model, not a curated record. Lineage: Eukaryota; Metazoa; Arthropoda; Insecta; Diptera; Drosophilidae.
ACUGGAAAACGUGUUUGCCGGAUCGUCGGCGUCGCGUCGUCGUCUUCGCAGUUUUCCUCCCGUUUUCCGUUUUUCGAUUUCCUUCGCGACUCGUGCAUUUUUCCAGUGAUUAAUAGCCCUUCCAUUAUCGGCAAAACUCAUCCUCUUCCCCGAACAUCCAUCUUAAUGUGCGUGCCAACUUGUGUUGUUUUGUUUGUUUUUUCCUGUUCAUUUGUCAUAAUUGGCAGCCUAUCGAAAAAGUUAAUUAAAAAGUACAAAGCAAGAUUGAUAUGUUGUGCUUAAGUUGAGGAAUAUUGCCAAAAAAGGAAUACAUCUACAGCUUGAAACUAAAUAAUACAUAAAUAUCAUUUAACGAACCCCAUGUGGCCAGAUGGAGUAGCUGUUUUGUUCAUCUGAUGCUUAGUAGGCUGUUCUUUUUGAUAAAAUGCGCGACCUCAAGCAGCGCCUCUUCGACCUGCUGCGCUCCAGCGGCAACAACAACAGCGGCAGCAGCAGCAACAGCAACACGAACAACAGCAGCAAUUCGAAUCACAACAAGGGAAACACCCAGCCCCACAAACAGCAGACGCAUGUGCCCGCCCAAAAACCGAAGAAACUGCACGAGUACACGGCCGCCGAUUGCAAUGCGGCCUUCCUGCGGAAGUACCAUGAUCUCAGCAUAAGCAGGGAUCGGGAACUGGACCGGGAAAUGGGCAGGGAGAGGGAGAGGGAGAGGGCGGGACCUGGUCCAGCGCCCUCGGCCAAUGUGAUCUACUUCAAUGAGAACCUCUCGAUGGCCAGCAAGUACAAUGUGCGACCCUUUCCCCUGACCCGAUAUCCCUCGUGUCCGCUGAGCAGCUUUGGAGCCUCGCAAGGUGGAGGAGGAGGAGGAGGUGGUGGACGCCAGGAGGGCAGUGCCGGCAGCAGCUUGGGCGAGGAGGAGGACACCGAAAGUGAGCCUUAUCACUUCUGCUCCGACGAGGAUCGCAGCAGUCACACCCAGACCCUGAAAAUGCGCCACCAUCAUGGCCUGGAAAUGGAUGCCUCGGUGAACGAGGACGCCGACAUGGAGGACGACCAAGCCGAAUCCCAGCUGGACUCCUUCUGCACCCUCUGCACCUCCACCUUCAGCUACAACAAGUGCUGCCGCUUCUGCGAGAACUCCCUGUGCGGCUCCAAGUGCAAUUCCGAGCGGGGAUCGCACGCCAGCAGGAUGAGCCGCAUCAGCCAGAUCAGCAGAGGCCUGGGCAGUGGCUACCCCGCCGAUCCGGAGUUCGAUCCGCACCAGAAUCCACUGCAGCAGCACCGAUUUGGGGGCAGCAUGCGGAUGCUGGCCAACCAGCAGCCGGCGGCCAUUAGAACCAUAAACGAUUAUGCACUCAGCUCGAAUCUGCACCUGAACCACAGCAACAAACUGAACAAUCUGCACAGCAACAAGCUCCUGCACGGCAGCCAAAACAACAGCGUCAACACCAAUUCGAGCAGAAUGCACGCCCACCAGCUGGACUCCUACCUGGGCGGAGUGGGCGGUAUGAUGAAUCUGGGGAACAUGGGUCCAAUGGGCCAGGUGCACCAUCCGGGGAGCGUUUCCGGCAGCGAAAGACCCAACGGAGGAGCUCUGGCCCUUCACUACGCCGCCGCACGUGGCUGCCUCGACUGCGUCCAACUGCUGGUCGCCGCAUCCGUGGAUAUUUGCGCCAAUACGCAAAUGGACAACGAUGUCACGCCCGUUUACUUGGCGGCGCAGGAGGGCCACUUGGAGGUGCUCAAGUUUCUGGUGCUCGAGGCCGGCGGCUCUUUGUACGUCCGUGCACGCGACGGCAUGGCACCGAUCCAUGCCGCUUCACAAAUGGGCUGCUUGGAUUGCCUCAAAUGGAUGGUCCAAGAUCAAGGUGUUGAUCCCAAUCUGCGGGAUGGCGAUGGUGCCACGCCCCUGCACUUUGCCGCCUCCCGGGGCCACCUUUCCGUAGUCCGCUGGCUGCUCAAUCAUGGAGCGAAAUUAUCCCUGGAUAAAUAUGGCAAAUCCCCGAUCAACGAUGCCGCAGAAAAUCAACAGGUUGAGUGCCUGAAUGUCUUGGUUCAGCAUGGCACUUCGGUGGACUACAAUGGCAAGAGCAGCUCGCAGCGGCACAAGUCCCAGCAGCAACUGCACCACCAGCAACAUCAGCAGCAGCAGCAGCAACACCAGCAGCAGCAGCAACACCUGAGCAGCAGCUGCAACUCGAACUCGAAUUCCUCGAAGCAAACGAGUCGCAGUAACACGAUCAAGUCCAAGUCCUCCUCGACUUUGAGCUCCGAUGUGGAGCCGUUCUACUUGCAUCCACCGGCCAUCGCGGGCGGAGCUGGAGGAUCGGGAAUGGGCAUGGGCAUGGGCAUGAGCAUGGGCAUGGGGAUGAGCAGCAUGGGCAUGGGCAUGGGCCUGGGAAUCUCGAGGAAGAACAGCGAUGCCCUGUACUCGCAGCAGUCGAGGAGCUCGUCCGAGAAGCUAUACAAUGGUUCAUCCUCCUUGGGUGGCAAUGCGGGAGGUAAUGGCUCUUCGGGUGCCGGCGGUGGAGGAGGAGGAGGCGGUGGCGGAGGUGGAGGUGCCCUGCUGCCCAACGAUGGACUGUAUGUGAAUCCCAUGCGGAAUGGCGGGAUGUACAAUACGCCCUCGCCGAAUGGCAGCAUCUCCGGGGAGUCCUUCUUCCUCCACGAUCCGCAGGAUAUCAUCUACAAUCGCGUGCGGGAUCUGUUCGUGGACUCCGAUUGCAGCAGCAGUGUGAAGCAGCAUGGCAAGAGCCACGCCCACGCCCACGGCCACGGCCACCAGCUGAUGCAGUCGAAGGCGGGUAAUGCCAUGACCAUCCAGGCGGAUGUCCACUCCAGCUCCAGUGGAGCCGGCAGUGGCUCCGACGAGUCCGUGUCCAUCUCGUCCAGCUUCAACUCGCCGAAGCAGCAGCAGCAGCUGCGCAGCCAGAGCUUCAAUCGCCACGGCAGCAGCAGCAACAUCAGCAACAUAAGCGCCAGCGGCAACAGCAAGAACAACAUCAACAACUACAAGCCGCACAAGGGGCUGCCGAAUAAUCAGAAUGGCGGUGGCGAUCACGACUACGAGGACAUAUAUUUGGUGCGCGAGGAGUCGCGCAAGCAGCACCAGCAGCAGCAGCAACACCAGCUGCUGCAGCAACAACAGCAGCAGCUGCAACAUCAGGCCGUGCCACAGCAGCAGCAGCAGCAGCAACACAAAUAUAACGUGGGACGCUCGCGAUCGCGGGACAGUGGCUCCCAUUCGCGAUCGGCCAGUGCCAGUUCCACCAGGAGCACGGACAUUGUGCUGCAGUACAGCAAUCAUCACUUGAACAACAAGCGGAACAUGAACAACAGCAGCAACAUCAUCAACAGCAACAUUUCACUGACCAACAACAACAACAACAGCCUGCUGAAUCGCAAUAAAUCGCAUUCGAUUAUUGGAUUGCACAGCAGCAAGUACGAGUCCUCGACGAAGGACAACUACAGUGCGAAGAACGUGAACCUGAAGAACCAGCUGCUGAACGGCGGCAUCAAGAGCGACACCUACGAGAGCGUCUGUCCGCCGGAGGACGUGGCCGAGCGGACCAAGCAGACGCACAAGAACUCCAUGAUCCGGAACAACCUGGCGGAUGCCUCCACCAACAACAGCAGCAGCAUCAGCGGCAGCAUCAGCAACAUCAGCAGCAUGAGCAACAUGAGCAACAUGAACGGCGGCAGUCAGAGCAGCAGGAAUCUGAAGCGCGUCUCCUCGGCGCCGCCAAUGCAAAAUUUGGCAGUGGUUAAUGGACCACCUCCACCCCCCUUGCCGCCACCUUUGAGGGCACCCCCUCAGCAGCAGCGCAACAACUUGAACGCCGAGCAGCCAAACAACAUGAACGGCAGCAACAACAUCUACAAGAAGAAUGUGUUCGGACCGAAUCAGGGUCCAACCACCGCCAGUGGAGCUCCUCCUCCAGUUCCGGCUCCCAAUCCCGUGGUCACCGAUGCCGUGGACUCCGAUUCCGGACUCGAGGUGGUCGAGGAGCCGAGCUUGAGGCCAUCGGAACUGGUGCGCGGCAACCACAAUCGCACCAUGUCCACCAUUUCGGCGAACAAGAAAGCCAAGCUGCUCAAUGCCAGCAGCACAAAUGGAGUUGGUGCCGCCAAUCCGGAGGAGUCCCGAUCUGGAGGAGGAUCUGGUGGUAAUGUUACUGCCGCCGGAGCAGCCAAUAAUGCCCACUUUUAUGGCUAUGCGGAGGGGCCGAAGGGUCAGAGGGGAAAUGGCAAUGGAAAUGGGAAUGGAAAUGGAAACUAUCCCAACCAGCAGCCGCAUUAUCCCAGCAACCAGCCGCAUCAGUACACGCCCAGCCUCUAUGGUGGAGGCUCCUCCGCCGAGGACCACUACGAGCUCACCCAGCAGCAGCAGCAGAUCUACGGGGAGAGCCAUCUAGCGGGCGGACAGCGGACCGGCGGACCCAAUCUGGUCAACAAGCAGCUGGUGCUGCCGUUUGUGCCGCCCAGUUUUCCCAAUAAAUCGCAAGACGGCGUCACGCAUCUCAUCAAGCCGUCCGAGUAUCUCAAGAGCAUCAGCAUCGACAAGCGUUCGUGUCCAUCCUCCGCCCGCUCCACGGACACCGAGGACUACAUGCAGAUACAGAUCGCCCAGCAGCAGCAGCAGGUGCACCACUCGCAGCUCCACUCGCAGCAUCCGCAGUCGCAUCCGCACCACCCACACCCCCAUCCGCAUCCGCAUCCGCACCCGCACCACCCCCACCAGCUGCAUGGAAUGGGCGAGCAGCCGCCGCUGCCGCCUCCACCGCCGCCCCUGCCCCACGGAAUGCUGCCGCCGCAGCCCCCGAUGGGUCCGCCGAUGGGCGGGGCAGGCGGCCAGGACGCCACCAUGUCCGGCAAGUCGCACAAGCCGAAGAAGCCGCACGGAUCGGCGCCCAACAGCCAGGACACGGCCACCAGGAAGCAGCACCAGCCCCUGUCGGCCAUCUCCAUUCAGGAUCUGAACAGCGUCCAGCUGCGCCGCACGGACACGCAGAAGGUGCCGAAGCCCUACCAGAUGCCCGCUCGCAGUUUGAGCAUGCAGUGCCUGACCUCCAGCACGGACACCUAUCUCAAGUCCGACCUGAUUGCCGAGCUGAAGAUCUCCAAGGACAUACCCGGCAUCAAGAAGAUGAAGGUGGAGCAGCAGAUGGCCAGCCGGAUGGACUCGGAGCACUACAUGGAGAUCACCAAGCAGUUCUCGGGCAACAACUACGUGGACCAGAUCUACUUGCAGAUACCGGAACGGGACCAGGCCGGCAACGCCAUUCCCGACUGGAAGCGCCAGAUGAUGGCCAAGAAGGCGGCCGAGCGGGCCAAGAAGGACUUCGAGGAGCGGAUGGCCCAGGAGGCGGAAUCGCGCCGUCUCUCCCAGAUUCCCCAAUGGAAGCGGGAUCUGCUGGCGCGGCGCGAGGAGACGGAGAACAAGCUGAAGGCGGCCAUCUACACGCCCAAGGUGGAGGAGAACAACCGGGUGGCGGACACCUGGCGGCUGAAGAACCGCGCCAUGUCCAUCGACAACAUCAACAUCAAUCUGGCCGGCAUGGAGCAGCACUACCAGCAGAUCCAGUUCCAGCAGCAGCUCCAACAGCAGCAUCAGCAGCAGCUCCAGUUGGGCAACAAGGAGAACCAUGGCGAACUAAAGGGUGCUGAUCAGGAUCAGGAACAGGGCGGUGUUGGUAUCGGCGUCGUUGGAGUCCAGGAGCUACUCGAAUCCCCGGAGGGCAGUCAGGGACAGGCCGAGGAGGAGGAGGACAACAUCAUCCCGUGGCGCGCCCAGUUGCGCAAGACCAACAGUCGCCUCAGCCUGAUCUGAAUCCACAUAUCCAACCCAAAUUCCAGUCUCAACUUCUAAGCGGUGCAUUUUUUUUUUGUUUUUUUUUUUUUGUCGAUUAACUUAAAGCAUGUGCAAUUCUAAAAAGAAAAAAAACCUUAAUAUAAACGAUUAAAACUAAGCCUAAGUUCUAGCUACUUACAUUGUACUAUAUGCAUUAUCAUAUACCCCUAUUAUUACACCUAAUUAUACUCCAGGUUUUUUUUUUUUUUUGGCAAAAAGAAUAUUGUUAUUCCUAGGGGGCAGUAUCGAUCGCAAGGCGAACAUCCGCAUAUAUCUAAUCUUAACUGCUGUCCUUGAGUUCCAUUUCGGUGUUGUAUUUUUUACCAUUUUUACUCUCUAACUAUUAUUUUAUUUUUUUUUUGUGACUCGGCUUGAAUUUAUUA